AUGAACAGCCCCAUGGCAGAAGUUGACAAGAACAGUCCUAUCCUCUCUAGGCCUGAGGAAUGCAAGCUGAAUCUAGGAGUUCUACUGAACACUGCCAGAAUUAGUAAGCCUAGCUCACCACUGUAUUCUAAACAGAAGCCAACAGAGGGAGAAAAACAAAGCCAAGUGCAAAAGCUGUGGGCACUGAAAGUUUUGCUCCACCGGCCGUGCAGCACCCAUUUGGGGUCGGGCAUCGGGACGUGGGGGAGUCAGGAGCCGGCGGGGACUGGGGAGAGGACGGGGCCCUGGGGAGGGGCUGGAAAACGCUUUUCGCGGCGACUGGCACUUGAUAUUUGCAGUCUUGUGGAUGUCACUCACCGGGAACCAGACCCUGCGGUGCAAACACUCAGGUGGCAAAGGCAAAAGCUGGACUGCAUUGUGCGGCCCCAGGGAGCUGCAGACAGAGGAUCUGAGUCCUGGCCACUGUGCCAGCUGUCUUACAAGUUUAGAGAUGCUGGCAUUGCAUCGAAAUCGGACAACACUCCCUUCCCUCCCUUCCCAGGCACUCCGUUCCCAACCUUUUCCACCAACAGGUCCUUAUUCUCAGCAGCCAAAAUAAUUUAUGGGUUUCUACUGUUCUCCUUGGCUGAAUCUUCAAGUACACCAACUCCCCCCUCUUCUGGACAGACUCUCCAUAAUUCAGCUGGCAUCUAAUCAGCACCUUGCUGCUCUUCCAUUCUUCCUUUCUCCAGAGUCGUGAUUCUUCCUUCUCAAGUCAAAGAGGAAUUACAAGCAAAUAGACACCAUCCUUGAGUGCAGUUCGGGUUACACAGAAUGGGGAAUGAACUCGGUCUCAUUUUUGCUUCUCUGUUGAAAAUAAGCUCAAUAUCUGCCUUGCACAGAAAGAGAAUCGGCUUCACUAAGGCAAGCAGCAUUACCCCUUUUGUCCUGGUCAGCAUCGCAGCUCUGCAUUCCCCUCUCGCAGAGGUGACUAUUCAUUGCGUUCUUUCCAGGAAUGUUUUCUGAGCUUCAGGAGGCCCUGAGUUACCUGGAUAAUUAGUGCUGUCCUCUUGCACAACGCAAAAACAAAACCAUUAUGAGAUAGCUUCUUUAGCUAAGUUGGGAAUGGGGUUUAAAUGCGCGGGCAAAUAGAUCUGGCACUCCAAUUCAGACUGUUGUAUUUUGUGAUCCACCCUCCCUCUGAUCACAGCAUAUAAGACUCUGAUGAACCUCACUAGCAACAGGGAAUUCUCCCUCCACUGCAGAUAAAACAAUGGUAAUAUGGAAGUGAAAAAUGGAUAAUUUAAAAAUGAAAUUCUCUGUGGGGCGCCGUGCAGUGGGUGUUUCUGUGUGUGCAUGUGUUUUACACCAGUCUCUGUUACUUUUGUAGUUUGGAUCAGACUUCCAUCAGUCUGUUAAUUUUGUUACUGGAUCCCACCACUUACCCAAAGUUAGCCUUUGGGUUGAGUGCUUCCAUGGUAUAGUCCCUUCUGUGGACACCAGAAAGAUGUUACAGGAAAGGGGUCCUGAUUCAGACCCCCAGAGAUGGUUCUUAGACCUGGUUGGGAGUCCGAGGUGGGUGGAUCACUUGAAGUCAGGAGUUCAAGACCAUCCUGACCAACAUGGUGAAACCCCAUCUCUACUAAAACUACAAAAAUUAGCCAGGUGGGCCAGGCACGGUGGCUCACACCUGUAAUCACGCCUGUAAUCCCAGCACUUUGGGAGGCCGAGACAGGUGGAUCACCUGAGGUCAGAAGUCCAAGACCAGCCUGGCCAACAUGGCAAAACCCUGUCUCUACUAAAAAAAAAAAAAAAAAAAAAGUACAAAAAUUAGCUAGGCAUGGUGGGCCGCACCUGUAAUCCCAGCUACUCGGGAGGCUGAGGCAGCAGAAUCACUUGAACCCAGGAGGUGGAGGUAGCAGUGAGCCAAGAUUGUGUCACAGCACUCUAGCCUGGGUGACAGCUAG
This is a messenger RNA of Mandrillus leucophaeus (drill), 1946 nucleotides long. RefSeq lists its product as uncharacterized. The record is from RefSeq and is a predicted model, not a curated record. Bases 1 to 693 code for a protein of 230 amino acids. The transcript has 3 exons. Lineage: Eukaryota; Metazoa; Chordata; Mammalia; Primates; Cercopithecidae.